UAUCUAUGCUGUCUGAGUACGUUGUCACCUUCUCGCCCACGUCACACACCUUGAUGUAGGUCAUGUGUUAUAGCACUUGGUGCUGUGAGAGAAGACACGUACAAAUUUCCUACUGAAGAGCUACAACUCAAGAGAACCGCUGUGUGACAGUCACUCUCAGCAUGUCGGCCGUCUAUUUAAAGCUCACAGCCGUCCUUUGUCUCUCAUGCACAGCCCUGAGUGGCACAGUAGGGAGCAGUGGAGUGGUAUGGAGAGAUUUUGGAGAAGCCUUCACCAUCCAGUGCAGAUAUCCUCAACAAGGCCAAAGUUCCCUGAGUCUGGAGCAGGGGCUCAGUGAGAGGAAGUUAGUCUUGUUCAAAUAUAGAAAAUCAGAAAAAAUUAGCACUGCCGAAGAAUUCAGCGGCAGACUUCAGUUGAACGGAGUAUUCCCCAACUUGGACAUUCUCAUCAAGAACCUGACCUCUAACGACACGGGGACAUACUGGUGCAUGUACAAUAAGUUUGACGGAGAGAGCACUCUAAACGUAAAAGUGCAAGGCUCGGGGUCUGUGCUCCUGGUGGUGACAGAUACGAGGUGUGAUGACCAAUCGGACAACAACAAUCUGAUCCUGGUGUCGGUUGUGAUCUGUGUGGCUACCCUGUUGGGCAUCAUCAUAUGCUUCCUCAUAUGGAUCAUCCUCAAGGUACCCAUGUGUUUUAGUCUCUCUGUCUCUCUGUGUGUGUGUGACUCACAAAACCCUGAUGGAAUCUCGGGGGCUGUUUCUGUGUUUCCUGUUAUUCUCAAAAGUACUCGUCUGAAAAAUACUCAUAAUUACAAUUAUGUGUUGAAUUUAUUAUUUCAGUUUGAAACUGAGAUUUAUUGUGUCAUUUCCAGACAAUAUAAUAGUAGCCUCAUGACAGCAACUUAUGUCAGAGCAAAAUGUUCAAUCUGAAUUAUUCAGUUUGUACAUAUGUGUGUGUACAUGCACUGUGUGUGUAUAUGUAUGUGUAUGUAUGUAUGUAUGUAUGUAUAUAUGUGUAUGUAUAGUUGUGGUCUUGAAAUAAAACCUUGAGUUCAAGUGAACCACUAUUGAUAAAGUGUGUCAUACAAUGUUGUGUCACUUAAAACUGUCCCUUUUUAUACAACCCGUCAUGUUGCAAAGAUAAACUAUGAUCCAAGAAAACAGCCCCAGUAAAGAGCAAGUUGCAAAAAAAUACACAGGAUAAUAAUCCUCCUACUUAUUGUGUAAUUGCCCUGCAUCUAACAUGUUGACAUCGAUCUCUGCUGU
Anarrhichthys ocellatus (wolf-eel) is the source of this 1268-nucleotide messenger RNA. RefSeq lists its product as uncharacterized. The transcript has 3 exons. Bases 162 to 932 code for a protein of 256 amino acids. Gene Ontology annotation, biological process: adaptive immune response. Lineage: Eukaryota; Metazoa; Chordata; Actinopteri; Perciformes; Anarhichadidae. The record is from RefSeq and is a predicted model, not a curated record. Gene Ontology annotation, cellular component: membrane. Gene Ontology annotation, molecular function: signaling receptor activity.